This is a messenger RNA of Lotus japonicus, 747 nucleotides long. RefSeq lists its product as uncharacterized. The transcript is spliced from 4 exons. The record is from RefSeq and is a predicted model, not a curated record. Lineage: Eukaryota; Viridiplantae; Streptophyta; Magnoliopsida; Fabales; Fabaceae. Bases 1 to 747 code for a protein of 248 amino acids.
AUGUAUUGUAUCUUUACUUCUUCUUGGCUCAAACAUGGUGAUAGAAAUACAAGGUUCUUCCAUCAGAAAGCAAACCAGAGGCGGAAGCGGAAUUUAAUAGAGUUUUUGAAAGAUGAUCAAGGCAGAGAAGUGGUGGAGGAUCCUGAUAUUGCUCGAGUGCUUGGUGAUUACUUCACUGGUAGACUAAUUACUAAUAAUGCGUUGGUCGCUUAUGAGUGUUUUCACUUUAUGAAGAAGAGAAUUUCUGGCCGUAAUGGCAUGAUGGCUCUGAAACUUGAUAUGUCCAAAGCAUAUGACAGAGUCGAGUGGCCUUUUUUGCAGGGUGUUCUUCAGAAGAUGAGGUUCCCUCCAUCAUGGGUAUCUUUGAUUAUGAGCUGUGUUACUACUGUGAGGUUCUCUAUUAUGCUAAAUGGAAACCCCCAGCCGAAUGAUAGCAUUAUCUUUGCUAUAGCAAAUUCUCAGGAAGCGGAGUGUGUCCUGGACGUCCUGUCCAUAUAUGAGAAGGCUUCCGGUCAGGUUAUUAAACUUGAUAAGUCCAUGCUCUCAGUUAGCCGCAAUGUGCCUCAUAAUGGUUUGGAUGAGCUUAAACAGCUUUUGAAUGUUAAGGCAGUGGAGAGUUUUGAUAAAUAUAUUGGAUUACCAAUUAUGAUAGAAUGCAGCCAGACAAUCAAGAUGGCAGUAAAAAGGAAAACGAAAGCAGCUAGUGGGCAGGCACCUGAAAUUAUGGAUGAAAGUGGCUCAUUUUGA